Mycena indigotica is the source of this 693-nucleotide messenger RNA. RefSeq lists its product as uncharacterized. The transcript is spliced from 5 exons. NCBI's taxonomy places the organism in Eukaryota, Fungi, Basidiomycota, Agaricomycetes, Agaricales, Mycenaceae. Bases 1 to 693 code for a protein of 230 amino acids. The record is from RefSeq and is a predicted model, not a curated record.
AUGAGCCAUCUAGCUACACCUCGUCCACGACAGACAACAGAAACGGCGACGAAAAACGUCAUUGAAGAAAUCAAGCUCUCCCUUUCUGCAGUUGGAACGACUUUCGAGACCUUGAAUGAAAAGUCGGCAGGAUUGGCCGCAUGUGUGCCUGACGUGCUACCGGAGAUUCAGUCGUUGCGGAAGCAGAUCAGGGAAGAACACAAGAAAUCGCAGCAGGAAAUCCAGCAAUUCAAACGGGAGGCACGGGACGAGGUCAAAGAGAGGAUUGCAGCCAACCUGAAGGAGGACCUGCUUGAGUUUAUUCGAAAAGAGAUUACAACUCAAGUCGAAUCGGAGGUUAACGUUCAGCUUCAGCAGCUCUUCCCCAUCAGCCUGAAGCAGCAGUCUGUGAACAACAAGGCGCAACUGCGGGAAGCAAAGACAUCGCUCAGUAAUAGUGCAGCGCGCAAAAAGAACGCACAGCUUAGAAUUAACGACCUCGACGAGCCAAUGAUGCCAGUUUUGAAAGCCGAUGGAACGCGGUCCACCUUAUUUCCAGCUGAUUUGAGGGCUUUGUUGGAUUAUGGGGUUGAGGAUGUGCGUGGCUUGGUGAGAGACCUUGGCCUGAGCGAAGAUGCGCAAAACAAGCUGGUGAACAUUAAUACGUUCCUUGGGCAUGUCGGGGUCAUGUUUGAGCUGGUUGUGUGUAGAUAG